Boleophthalmus pectinirostris (great blue-spotted mudskipper) is the source of this 5178-nucleotide messenger RNA. Its product is annotated as rho GTPase-activating protein 6-like. Gene Ontology annotation, biological process: signal transduction. Bases 1 to 2622 code for a protein of 873 amino acids. The transcript is spliced from 14 exons. The record is from RefSeq and is a predicted model, not a curated record. Lineage: Eukaryota; Metazoa; Chordata; Actinopteri; Gobiiformes; Gobiidae.
AUGUCGACCGCUCAAGGACUCCUCAACAGCGUCUUCUCCUGCUCCUCACCUGCGUCCAAAGCCAUUGCCAAGCGGAGACUUCGCCAGACGCGGAGUUUAGACCCGGCCAUAAUCCGUCACUGCGGCACAGACGGGCAGAGCACCGUUCCAACUUUGGAUACAGGUGCGCCUAUGUCAAAACCACCUUUACGCAUCAAGACGCUUAGGGAACCAAUCUCUCCAUCCCUCUCCACGCCGUCCAUACCUUUGGAUAUCUCACCCUCGUCCAACUUCCACUUUGAUUAUGACUCGGUGAAGCGUGCCAAGCGGAAUACGGCGGGGGAUUUGCCGUAUCUGGUGAGAGGGCCCGGUGUGGCGUCCUCUGCCAGCACCGGUGCGCUCUUCUCCCCGAGGAGGUGGCUGCAGAAGAAGGCGCCCCCGUCAUGCUCUCACGCCUUCGUGGUGUGGAAGUCAGAGGGAGACUUCACGUGGAGCAGCCUGUCUGGGCGGAGCGUUCGCCUCGCCCCCGUGUGCAUCCAGAGCCUCUCCGAGCUGGAACGCGCCCGCCUCCAAGAAGUAGCCUACAACCGCCUGCACCAAGACUACGACCUGGGAUGCCAAAUCACCAUGCCCAAAGAUGGGCAGAAGCGGAAAAAGUCUCUGAGGAGGAAGCUGGACUCUCUCGCCAAGGAAAAGAGCAAAGAUAAAGAGUGCAUUCCCCAGGCCUUCAGCAUACCUCUGUCUCAGGUCAUAGCCAACGACAGAGCCCACCGACAGAGGCAGGAUGGGUACAGGCCCAACCCCCCACCCCGAGAGGAGCACAAGGACUCCUCCGACCUCGUCUCAUCCAUUAUACAGUUUGCCACUAAACGUCCAUCCAACAAGGAGCUAUCGUCCAGCAACUCCUCCCUGAGCUCCACGUCCGAAACGGCCAACGAAUCCACCUCCCCCAACACCCCCGAGGCCGCCCCCAAAGCCCGCCGAAGGGGCGGCAUGUCUGUGGACUCCAUCACCGACUUGGACGACAACCAAUCCCGACUGCUAGAAGCCCUACAACUUUCUCUUCCCGCCGAAACUCAAAACAAAAAAGAGAAACACAGAGACAAAAGGCUGAGUUUGAACCCCAUCUACAGACAGGUGCCCCGGGUGGUGGACAGCUGUUGCCAGCACUUAGAAAAAUAUGGACUGCAGACGGUUGGGAUCUUCAGAGUGGGGAGCUCAAAGAAAAGAGUACGGCAGCUACGCGAGGAGUUUGAUCGCGGCGUUGACGUGCAACUCGACGAAGACCAAAGUGUCCACGACGUUGCUGCGCUUUUGAAGGAGUUUUUGAGGGACUUGCCUGAUCCAUUACUAACAAAGGAACUCUACACCGCAUUUAUUAAUACCACAUUGUUGGAGCCAGAUGAGCAGCAGAACGUGACCCAGCUCCUGAUCCACCUUCUCCCAGCAUGCAACAGUGACACGCUCCAUCGCCUGCUGGAGUUUCUGUCCACUGUCGCCGACCACGCCCACGACCAGCAGGACAAAGAUGGACAAGAGAUCACAGGCAACAAGAUGACCUCCUUGAAUCUGGCCACCAUCUUUGGACCGAACCUCCUACACAAACUGAAGAACUCGGACAAAGAGUUCAGCGUGCAGAGCUCCGCGCGCGCCGAGGAGAGCACCGCUGUCAUCGCUGUUCUGCAGAGGAUGAUCGCCAGCUACCAGAGCCUCUUUAUGGUCCCUCCAGAUCUGCAGAACGAAGUCUUAAUGAGUUUGCUGGAGACAGACCCAGAUGUGGUGGACUAUCUGCUGAGGAGGAAAGCCUCACAAAGUUCAGACUUACUACAGCCAGAAGAACCCUUUACACUAAAUGAGCGGAGAUCGUCCAGUGACUCCAACAAAGUGUCCAGUGGGGAAGUCUCUCCGUAUGACAACAACUCCCCGGUCCUGAGUGAGCGGAGGGAGGCUGGGAGUCCUGGAAACGAGCCCCUCUUCAGGAUCCCGGAGCAGUACAGCCUGACGGGACAAGGACACAACUGGAACAGAGAGACAGAGACGAUAUCGGAGGAGCACGCAAACAUUUGGGGUACGUGGCACUCUACGCUCAAGCCCGCACUUAAGGACCAGUCAUACACAGGUUCCCAUGGCAACGUGUCCGAGGGCAGUUCCCGCAGCUCGCAGGAGGGGCUCGACGGGCUCCACGGCGACAGCAGACAGCACCCGACCACCCCCACCACCCCGACCACCACCAUCCCCAGACCCCACCUGCCCGUGUCCAGGGUGUGCGGAGGAGGGGCGGGCCGACCGCGCCUGUCAAUCAACACCAACAGCCAAUCAGUACGCGGCCCGUCCAGCUCGCAACAGGCCAGCGGGCACCCGGGCGCAAACCCUGCCUCCAGACUGCAAAGAGGGGUGCACGUGAGUGACGGAGAAUCGCCCCCGCCCUACAACGCUCACCACCGAUUGGCCACUUCGGUGAGCUUGCCGCAGAUAGCCACGCCCCAGAGACCGCCCCCUUCCCCCCUGCAGAAUAACUCGAGUACGGAUGGUCAGUUGGCGCCGCAAAGCCCAGAGUGGCAAGACUGGCAGAGGGAUCGGUGGCAAAUCUGGCAACUCUUAUCAUCGGACAAUGCGGACACUCUUCCUGAAACUUUAGUGUGAAGUCCUUCGUCAGAGCAUUCCUAUUGACAAUCACCAAGUUUAAAACCCACCUUCUGUCCAUCCUUUUUUGUAUGCGCUUUUCAUGGUGCCAUGUUUUGUUGUUUACCCGUGCAGCUGCUGCCUCUGACGAACUUUCGACAUCCAAGAGCCACUAGUCACCGAUGUACAAAAUGGAUGUGAAAUUGUUAUUGUUCCAGUCUUGUUUUUGGGAGACGAGAGCUUAAAAUGAAUGCCCACUUGAAAUACCUCAACAAACACUCAAAGCUCUCUCUACCACUUUGUUCCUUUCAAACUUCAAGUAUAGGAAAACAUUAUUAAUUUUUACGUUUAUGAACAAUACAACAGUCAAGCAACAUUAUGACCACUUGCGCGUUGCUUUGUUCACCGCUCUUUUGUCUUGGAAUGUUCUGCAGUAUGGUGUUGCACUUAUAUGUCUUGCAUUUAUUCAAUUACAGAGUACUUAAUACUUAUGUGUCUGGUCUAGUGGCUUUGUCCGCUUGUCUCCAUGGAGAUAUUUUAAUGGUAUACUGAGGUAGCCAGGCUGGCGCCACCUAGUGCCUCUGCUCAAUUUCAUUUCUUUCCAGCGACUAGGUCAGGAAUCAGAAUAUACAAGAUGAUUUGCAAGAACCCUGGAAGUGUGAGUCCGGGCACCAGCCAGUCAGUGAAUAGCCAUAUAUUCUGUGUUGGCAACGAUUCCUGAGAUUGUGGACGAAGUGAAACCAGCUGGUGAAUCAGGCUAGACGUGACCCUACUACCCUAAUACUGAGGAGCAUUAAAGGAAAAGUAAUAUCUCCUUGGAGACACCACCAGAAAGACUACCUUUAGAUUGCUAGAUGCUAGAACUCACAAUUUCACCUUGGACAAAAUGGGUCAGAUCCAUAGACUGUAUAUAUAAAUGGACAUAACAAAGCCACUAGCUGCUGUUUUCCAAAUAGGAAGUGAGCAUGGGGGCGCUUCCGGCUCCAUCGACUCUGGCUCCAGUUGACUUUACAUUGAAAAACUGUCACUAAUCUCUGCAACUGAGUGAGCCUCGUUUUGGUCGUAAAAUGUUCGUAUUAACCUGCUCUACGUGAUCCUGGUGUUUUUAUUUUGCUAUUUAAAAUCCCUAUUCCUAAUAUGGAGCUCCAGAUUCACUCGUAUAACUCCGAGCCUCUUGAGCUUCAUUUGACUGGAGCUGAACGCUAUAAGUAACGUCACACUCCCUUAGUCCACUUCUUUAUACAGUCUAUGGUCAAAUCAUUGCUCUUUUUUAUCAGUGUAAGUGGUCAUAAUGGUAUCUGAUGUGUGGAUAUCGACAAUAGUAUUUGCUGCUAAAUGUACAUUGUAUGCAUGUAUUCAAUAAUGUCCAAAAUAAUGAAUUUCGAGGGGAGACUUAUGUUAAUAUAGGAUGAACAAUAUACUGUAAAUAGUAUAAAUAAGUUGCCAUUCUACCUAAACACAAGCCCUUUAAACUUUUUUCCGUCGUUAAUAUUGAAUGUAACGUGCUUGACGAACUGCUCAACUAUAAUGCACUAUAGGCUGUAAGUUAGCUUUGCUCCUCCUGCCCUCUCCCAAUGCAGGACUAUGUGCCAAAGUCUCUCUCUUUUUGUAUUUUUGGAAUAUUUAUCAUUUUAAUGUCAACUUAUGCUUGUCACGUUUCAUUGUGGCAAAAAUAAUAUUGGAAUAAUAGACAGGAAUUGGUUAAUUUGUAAAAGUAAACUAGAGGAUCUAAAUAUGUGGAGAAAAUAAUGAUCAGGAACUAACUUGACGACAAAUGUGGACAUUUGCCGCCAUCUGGUGGUAGUUGUUGUAGUCCAUGUCUCUAUAUUCUACCAACAUUACUUUAGUUACCUAUUGUUUAACCAUUAUAUAGGACAAAAGUAUCAAUAUUUACCAACAGAGGAACAAGAAAGAAGCGGAAGCUACGUCUAAGCGAGAAAUUUGCAGGUUCAAUCCUCAAAUCCUCACGGCUGACUAUAUUUUCGGAUUCUGCAUGUCCUCUUUGUUACUUGCCAAAUAGGAUAUAGCAAAAUUUCCUUUAUCAAAAAUUUCGUGUCCAAAUUUUGAUGGUUGUCGUCGUAUCGGUUGGUUAAAUCUCAGUCCGCACUCAUUCAUUUAACGAAACAAAAAGCGUAUUUUUGACAAUUUCCUAUAGCUUGUGGGUAUUUGCUGGCAAAUAGUUCACACGUAAUGAAAUAUUAAUUAACAUUCUUUCUUAUCUGGAAACAUUGUGUAUAUAGUCACGUAUCGAGGCAAUGCAAAACCCUGUGGCGCCAUCUGUUGUUGAAUCUGUGCAUUGCGAUUCCUACUUUUUGUACCUUGUAAACUUGUAAGCUUUGUGGAUAUAAGCAAGCACCUUUUGUAAAACGUGUCAAACCUGUGUGAAAAACAAAACAAAAUGUGCCAUAGAACGACCCCGGUCCAUCUUGUAUUUCGUAUUGUGUAUUAUUACUAAUCCAUUUGUAUUGAAAAGGAAACUUGCGCUAAUUUGUCCCUGGCUCAGAGUUGUGAUGAAAUGUCUGGUAUUGCUUUUGUACUGUGUGUUGUCCUCAAUAUUCUGAUAUGAUGGAAUUAAAC